AUGCAGUCUCGCCAAUGGGACAUCCUCCAGGAAGAAGCGCUUGGACGGCUGAGAUCUCGGGACGUAAAGGGUGGGGUAGGAGGGCGGCACCAUCCCCCCUCCGGCCCGCCCCGUUCUGUAGCCCCGAGGAGAGGCGGCGGCUGUCGGUGUCGCCUCGGCCCCUUCUCCGAAGGCUCGGAGGAGCCCGGAAAAAGAGCUAGAGCGGCGCCGGGGGCGCGGAGGGGCGCGCGCUCGGUCCCGGCCGACGCCAACGCACGAGCGCUCCCCCGCCCCUCCCCCGCCUCAGUUUCCCCCCGGUUCCCCCAGGCCGGCGCGGGCGGGGCGGCUCACGGCGGAACGGCGUCCGCGCGGGAUCCCCGGGGGGGCGCGCACGGGGCUCGGGGUCCCCCAGCCGGGGCCGCCCCGCGGGGCCAGCGUCAUCUGAUGCUGUUUCCUGCAGGAGGGAGAAGAGCGGAAAAAAGCGAAACUCCUCCCCCGCCGCCGCCGCCUCCCGCCCCGGGGCCAAAGUACAAAGAGACCUCGGAGGGAGGAAGGAGGGAGCGCGGCAGGGGCGCGGAGGAGAGGAGGAGGAGAGCCAGCGCCAGGGUCCCGCCGCAGCCCCGCGUCCCCCAUGGUCCCGAGGCGGCGCCCCCGGGGCCCCCGGGCGCCCCGCCCCUGAGCCGGCCAGAGCCCCCUCCCCAGGGGGCGGCCCUCCUCCCCAACCUCGCGAUGAGGGGGGGGCGGCGGAGAGCCCGAUCCCCGGCACCACGUCGCUUGCCUCUCCGGGCCUCGGUUUCCCCAUCUGUUAAAAUGAGGCGUGUGCUCUAG
Molecule: messenger RNA, 807 nt
Organism: Trichosurus vulpecula (common brushtail)
Lineage: Eukaryota; Metazoa; Chordata; Mammalia; Diprotodontia; Phalangeridae
Product: collagen alpha-1(III) chain-like
Exons: 2
Coding region: 1-807 (268 amino acids)
Source: RefSeq, a predicted model, not a curated record